AUGUCUGCCACAAGCAUUGACCCUCAGCGAUCAAAGGGACAAGCUUCUAAAGUGCAAAAUGGUUCACUGCAUCAGAAGGAGACUGUCCACGACAAUGACUUUGAGCCAUACCUCACUGGUCAAUCAACUCAGGUAAAUGCUAUUUAUAGAAACAACAGCUAUCAGUCCAUAACCGACCCUUACCUGUCUAGUUACUACGCUCCCUCCAUUGGCUUUCCGUACCCCCUCAGUGAGGCUCCUUGGUCCACAGGUGGCGACCCUCCCAUUCCAUACCUCACCCCCUACGGACCCUUGAGCAAUGGAGACCAUCAUUUCAUGCCGGAAACAGUGUUUGGCCAACCAGGUGGUCUGGGAAGCAGCAUUUACCCCCACAGGUUUAAUUUUUUCCCUGAAAAUCCCGCGUUCUCCGCUUGGGGGACAAGUGGCUCCCAGGGUCAGCAGACUCAAAGCUCAGCCUACGGUAGCAGUUACAGCUACCCUCCAAGCUCCCUCGGAGGCACCCUUGUACCUGAUGGUCAGACUGGCUUUCACAGUGACACACUGAACAAAGCCCCUGGUAUGAACAGCCUGGAACAGGGCAUGGUUGGUUUGAAGAUUGGAGGGGAUGUCACCGGCCAGGCUUCCACCGUCAAAGCUGUUGGCUCAGUGAUUGGCGGAGCGGCCACAGGGAAUGGAGCCACGCCCAUUGGGAUGCCCCCACCAAAACCCACCUCUUGGGCAGCUAUUGCCAGCAAGCCCGCCAAGCCACAGCAGCUGAAAGCUAAGGUGAAGCCUGGGAUGGCCAAUCCGGGGGGAGGUCUUCCCCCGCCGCCCAUCAAACACAACAUGAACAUUGGCACCUGGGAAAAGGGACCGGUUACAAAAGUCGCCACGGCCACACUGCAGCAGCAGCCCCAGCCUCUCGGUCUGCCGCACGGCAUUUCCCAUCAAACCCCCAUGCAGCCUCCUCCACCUCAGUCUAUGGUGCAGCCUCAGAUGCAACCCAUGGCCUUACAGCACCAACCGCCCCAUCACCAGCACCACCCGCAACCCCCCCAGCCCUACCAAAAUCACAACCAGCCCCCGCAACCCCAAACCCGUUGGGUGGCCCCACGCAACCGCAACCAAGCCUACGGGCAGGGUCCCGGUCAUGAUGGCAGUGGGAUGAUGGGUAUGCUUGGUAGCGCCAACUGCGGCCCCCAAACCUGUGCCAGCCAGGGACCUGGUGGCGAGUCCCACCCAGUGCUGGAGAAGCUUCGUGCCUCCCACAGUUAUAACCCUAAGGACUUUGAAUGGAACCUGAAGAAUGGGCGUGUUUUUAUCAUUAAGAGUUACUCUGAGGAUGAUAUCCAUCGCUCCAUCAAGUACUCCAUCUGGUGCAGCACGGAGCACGGCAAUAAGCGACUGGACUCGGCCUUCCGGGCCAUGAACGGCAAAGGCCCAGUGUACCUGCUUUUCAGCGUCAACGGCAGCGGUCAUUUCUGCGGUGUGGCCGAGAUGCGGUCGCCUGUGGACUAUGGCACCAGCGCCGGCGUUUGGGCGCAGGACAAGUGGAAGGGCAAGUUUGAUGUAGACUGGUUGUUUGUUAAGGACGUGCCUAAUAGCCAGCUGCGUCACAUCCGCCUGGAGAACAACGACAACAAGCCAGUGACCAACUCCCGCGACACCCAGGAGGUCCCUCUAGAGAAGGCGAAGCAGGUGCUCAAGAUCAUUGCCAUCUACAAACACACCACGUCCAUCUUUGAUGACUUUUCUCACUAUGAGAAAAGGCAGGAGGAAGAAGAGGAGGUGCGCAAGACUUUUGAACCUCCUCAGAUACAAAGCCGCUCCCGCUUGGAUCAGGAGCGACAAAACCGGAAUAAACAAUAG
This is a messenger RNA of Nerophis lumbriciformis (worm pipefish), 1848 nucleotides long. Lineage: Eukaryota; Metazoa; Chordata; Actinopteri; Syngnathiformes; Syngnathidae. The record is from RefSeq and is a predicted model, not a curated record.